Molecule: messenger RNA, 2062 nt
Organism: Exophiala viscosa
Lineage: Eukaryota; Fungi; Ascomycota; Eurotiomycetes; Chaetothyriales; Herpotrichiellaceae
Product: ornithine aminotransferase
Exons: 3
Coding region: 427-1884 (485 amino acids)
Cellular component (GO): cytoplasm
Molecular function (GO): L-ornithine transaminase activity; identical protein binding; pyridoxal phosphate binding
Source: RefSeq, a predicted model, not a curated record
GGCCCCUCCUUCGAGGUCUCGGACUCUUGCCCUUGCAUUUCUGCCCAGGCUCUCCCCCAACGACCAACCCUAUCACCUUUGUCUGUGCGGGCCACAAUACUGGUGCGCUUAGGCUUGCUUUUAGCGAUCGACCUCCUUCCAUUAGGGAUACACCUGCACUUAGGGGUAUAGCAAACAAUUCAGUUUCUGUUUGAAAUCUCUGCACAUGACUUGCUGGUCCACAGAGGCAACGCAGUACAUAAUCUGACCCUCCGGCAACGUCCUAGUUCAUGAAAACUUAUUAUUUCAUUGCUGAGAUAACAUAAAUUCAAAGAAGCCCAGGUCUGCGCUCUUUGUGUGAAUAUCCGCUUGUGGCCAAUAGAACGUCAUUUAUUUGUGUAUCAAAGUCGCAUCCAUAGGACAACCUUCUUACAUCUGUAUCCCAAAAUGGCACCAUCAGCAGUUAACGGCGAUGGCGUCAACGGUGUUACGCAGGUCAAUGGGCACAGUACCGGCACUCAAUUGAAAGCAACAGCACCGGCAUUUCACCCUGCUGGCACUCCGGAUCCCUCAAAGUACCACGCUUCCUCGUCAGAAGAGGCCAUCCACGCCGAACAUGAAUAUGCUGCUCACAACUACCACCCUCUACCCAUUGUCUUCGCCAGAGCACUGGGAACGACAGUAUGGGACCCCGAGGGCAAACAAUAUCUCGAUUUUCUUUCCGCAUAUUCUGCCGUCAAUCAAGGUCAUUGCCACCCAGAACUGGUCAAAGCACUAGUAGAACAGGCGUCGACCCUCACGCUGAGUUCAAGAGCCUUCUACAACGAUGUCUUCCCCCGGUUUGCUGAGUUCAUUACAAAGUAUUUCCACUUCGAUAUGGUGAUGCCCAUGAAUACUGGUGCUGAAGCAGUCGAGACGGCCAUCAAGAUUGCCAGAAAAUGGGGCUACAAGUCGAAAGGCAUUCCCCAGGGAGAAGCACUUGUCCUUAGUGUGGCCGAGAAUUUUCACGGACGGACAUUUUCCGCCAUUUCCAUGUCGACCGAUCCCGAAUCAAGAGACAACUACGGCCCGUACCUUCCUGGUGUCGGCAGCGUCAACCCCGCUACAGGCAAGGUCAUUCCCUAUAACGACGUCUCGGCUGUUCGCGAGGUCUUCGAGUCUCAUGGUGACAAGAUCGCCGGUUUCCUUGUGGAGCCUAUCCAAGGCGAGGCCGGCAUUGUCGUUCCCAGCGACAACUAUCUCAGCGAGAUCCGCGCACUGUGCGACAAAUACAACGUCCUUCUGAUCUGCGACGAAAUCCAGACCGGUAUUGCACGAACUGGCAAACUCCUCUGCCACGAAUGGGCGGGCAUCAAGCCUGACAUGGUCCUCCUCGGCAAGGCUAUUUCAGGCGGCAUGUAUCCUGUUUCGUGUGUCUUGGGUCGCAAAGAUGUCAUGCUCACCGUCGAGCCUGGCACACAUGGUUCGACGUACGGCGGCAAUCCUUUGGGGUGUGCUGUCGCCAUCCGUGCACUCGAAGUAGUGCGUGAGGAGAAGAUGGUCGAACGUGCUGAGAAGCUCGGACAGAUCUUUCGCGACGGUCUGCGUGAUCUGAACUCUCCUUUGAUUACCACGAUCCGUGGCAAGGGCCUGCUCAACGCCAUUGUCAUCGAUGAGUCGAAAACAAAUGGCCACAGCGCCUGGGAUUUGUGUAUGUUGAUGAAAGAAAAGGGACUCUUGGCCAAGCCUACACAUGAGAAUAUCAUCCGACUUGCACCGCCCCUGGUGAUAACCGAGGAGGAGAUCCAGCGCGCCUUGGCCAUCAUUGGCGAAGCUGCCGCUGAAUUGCCGACCCUCAAGGGCCAGAAGGAGGAUGAGAUCAUCCCACCGGCUGAGAAGAAUGUCACUAUCAAGGUGGAUAACUGAAGUCGAUCACCAGUUGAACAAUCUCGAUCAUUGAAAUAGCCUUGGUACGAAAGCAACGUCCUAUGCACGUUUGGUAUGGGGUGGUGUGCUUCCUCGAGCAUAACAGCUUCAAAUAGGGGUCGGCGACUAUUGGAGGGCGCUGUAGGGUUAUGACUAGGAAAAACAGGCCAGCAAGGUU